This is a messenger RNA of Coniosporium apollinis CBS 100218, 1665 nucleotides long. RefSeq lists its product as uncharacterized. The transcript has 2 exons. The coding region runs from base 1 to 1665 and encodes 554 amino acids. Lineage: Eukaryota; Fungi; Ascomycota; Dothideomycetes. Gene Ontology annotation, cellular component: fungal-type vacuole membrane. The record is from RefSeq and is a predicted model, not a curated record. Gene Ontology annotation, molecular function: basic amino acid transmembrane transporter activity. Gene Ontology annotation, biological process: transmembrane transport; basic amino acid transport.
AUGUCGGACGAGGAUGGCUUGACACGGUAUGAGACACCGCCUGCUGUCGAUGAGCAGAGCCCUCUUCUUAGCAAACACCUCCCAAAUACGGGCAAUGGCGCGGCAGAGCAGCAAGCGGACGAUCAGGAUGUCCACGGCACGCCGAUUGCGAAAGAGCCAAGCACGAAGGAGCUGGUGAUAACCCUAUGCAGCAUAUGGGUUGGUGUAUUUCUCGCAGCAUUGGAUUCGACUGUAAUCGCGACAUUGUCCGCGCCUAUAUCCACCUCGUUCAACUCCUUUACACUCCUCUCCUGGCUAGCUUCCGCAUACCUCAUCGCCAAUGCAGCUCUCCAGCCCCUCGCUGGACGAUUGACGGAUAUCUUCUCCCGGCGCGCAGGGCUGAUCUUCUCGAACAUAUUCUUCGCAGCAGGGAACCUUAUAUGCGGUCUCGCCAAAAGCGAAUGGGUCAUCAUACUCGGGCGCAUAGUUGCAGGAAUGGGAGGUGGGGGGCUCUUCGCCAUAUCAACGUUCGUGGCAUCCGACCUCGUACCCCUCCGUAAGCGCGGCCUAUGGCAAGGCUUCGGCAACAUCUGUUUCGGCCUGGGUAGCGGUCUUGGUGGAGUCUUUGGCGGCUGGAUCAACGAUGUUUGGGGUUGGCGCACGGCUUUUCUUGUCCAAGUGCCAUUUGUCGUUGUCUCUGGGAUUUUGGUCUGCUUUACUGUCCAUAUCCCGGUCAAGGAGAAGAAUGUCUCUCGCAUCAAGCGCGUAGACUUCCUUGGCGCUUUUACGCUCGUCGUCACUCUGGUUCUUCUCCUACUAGGGCUAAACUCAGGCGGCAACGUUGUGCCCUGGACGCAUCCGCUGGUCCUCACGAGCCUGCCAUUGUCCGCAGUCUUCCUACUCAUCUUCAUCUACGUCGAAGACAAGAUAGCCAGUGAGCCCAUCAUCCCUGUCCGUCUGCUGCUCAACCGCACAGUAGCAUCCGCCUGCCUGACCAACUGGUUCACCACCAUGUCUGUUUUCGCCCUCCUCUACUACGGCCCCAUAUACUUCCAAGUCCGCGGCCUCUCCACCACGGGCGCCGGCGCGCGAUUGAUACCGCAAUCUGUCGGGGCCGCUGUCGGAUCGCUGGGCUCUGGCCUCAUCAUGCGAGCUACAGGACGGUAUUGGCUCCUCAACGCCAUCACUGAGGGCAUCCUGGUACUGUCAUUUGCGCUCGUAGCUGCGACGUUCGAUCUCAAUACCCCGGCCGUACCGCCAUUCAUCUACUUCUUCCUCGGCGGCCUGGGCUAUGGGGGUAUGCUGACGGUCACGUUACUGGCACUCAUCUCGGCUGUCGACCACGAACACCAGGCUGUCAUCACGUCGGCGUCUUACGCUUUCCGCUCUACGGGCUCUACAAUCGGCAUCACGAUUGCGUCUGCGGUGUUCCAGAAUGUGUUGAAGAGGGAGCUGUGGGAGCGUUUUGGAAGUAGGAAAGAUGCGGCGGAGAUCAUCGGGAGGGUAAGGGAUAGCCUUGACGAGGUGAAGCAUUUGCCGCCGGAGUGGAAGCUGGGGGUGCUGGAGACGUACAUGGAUGCGCUGAGGGCGGUGUGGUGGACUAUGCUUGGAAUCAGCUUACUGGGCGCCUUGAUCAGUCUACUGAUGAGGGAGCAUGUGUUGCAUAAGAACUUGGCUAGGAGGUAG